AGGUUUAACCUAAUUUUACUUCCGUGAAGUUCUUACGCUUCUGUUCUUUGAUGGUGAAGGGGUAUUGCAAACGCAGACAGCGGAGGUGCGAAUGCAAGCAGCACAGUUUCAUCUCCUGAAGUAUAGCGACCGUUCGACAAACAACUGGUACAAGCGUUAAAGAGAAGUUUGAGUGCAUAAAAAGGGCUCGAUUGUGGAAUUGCUGUUUUUGUUUUUAAUUUUCAGUAUCCAGCUACUACAACCAUGGCAUUUGCUCUGCUGAUUUCCAUUCUGUUUCAUGCUACAGUUGUACAGACUAUGUCACUUUCUGUGAAUGUUCCGCGGACACUCUGGGCUGUGUACGGUAGCUGUAUGGAGAUCCAGUGCACAUUUGACCAGAGGACGGGACUCUAUAACCCAAGCGGUAUGUGGUUAAAAGGGGGAUAUGAUCCUCUGGAGAAAGAGGUCUUUGCUAUCUACGAGAAUGGAAAAAUAUCCUCUACUUAUGAACGACGAGCAGAAUUCACUGGCAACCUAGCUCAGAAUGGAUGUUCCUUACGGAUUAAAGGCGUCAGCUUUGCUGACAAAGGCGUCUAUUGCUUCAGGGUGACCUUUGGAAACCUAAGGGGGAUACCGAAGGGAAAAGAACAUGGCUGCGUCACAGUUUCUGUUAUAACUGAACCACAGAUAUCAGUUCCUCAAGACGUCAUCGCUGGGCGAAUGAGCUACUUGACCUGCUCACUAAAUCACAGUUGUCCAUCCGCCCGAUUCAGGUUAAAAUGGAUUCUCGACGAAGAACUGAUGGCAAUUACUCAAGGUUCAAAAGAAAACGGCAAGACUAUUCAGAGUCCUCAGAAUAUCUCCACCAAAUUCACAUUCACUCCUUCACCGAACCAUGACAGUAAACGUAUUGGUUGUGAACUUACAACGGAUGGUACCAGCGGGAGAAAUACGGCAUAUUUUACGCUGGAUGUUCACUAUUCACCCGAGAAUGUGUCCGGCCCGACCUGCACAAGCCUUGAGAACUGGAUCAACUGUACGUGUAAGGUGAAAGCUAAACCACCAGCAACCAUCACAUGGAGAGUCAAUGGGAAGGCCCUAUACGGGCAGAGCAAACGUUUCCAUGUCACCGGCUUCAUGUUGGAUAAAUUCGUCACGCAGGGCUCACUGAUAUUGAGUAACCAGGCUGGUGCCGGACAACUCAUCUCCUGCGUCGCGGUGAACGUACACGGUACUAGUAACGGAACAUUCCACCGCGAAUCAUCAGUUUCAGGUUCGUUGCUGAGGGACUUUGCCAUUGCAGCAGGAAGAGCAGCAGUGAUGAUCAUCGUGAUCUUAACGAUUCUAUUUGCCUACAGGUUCGUGCAUUACGACAUUGAAUUUGAGAUAAAAGGACGACUGAAAUUAUGA
Molecule: messenger RNA, 1389 nt
Organism: Mobula hypostoma (lesser devil ray)
Lineage: Eukaryota; Metazoa; Chordata; Chondrichthyes; Myliobatiformes; Myliobatidae
Product: Schwann cell myelin protein-like
Exons: 5
Coding region: 244-1389 (381 amino acids)
Source: RefSeq, a predicted model, not a curated record